GCCGCCCCAGCGCGCGCUGAGCCGCGCGAGGAGCCUCCGUGAGCCCCGCGGCGCGCAGGGCAGCGGCGCCAGUUGCCACGCGGGGAAGUUUGAUGGCUUCUUUGAGGCGAGUCAAAGUGCUGCUGGUGCUGAACCUGAUCGCGGUGGCUGGCUUUGUGCUCUUUCUGGCCAAGUGCAGACCCAUCGCGGUCAAGAGCGGCGACUCCUUCCGGGAGGUUCACCCCAGGGCUGAAGUGGCCAACUUGACCGCCCGUGGCAUCAACUCCAUCCAGGAUGCGGUGCUGAAGAGACUCUCCCUCCUGGAAGAUAUAGUCUACAGGCAGCUAAAUGGUUUGUCUAAGUCACUUGGUCUCAUUGAAGGCUAUGGUGGACGUGGCAAAGGUGGUCUUCCAGCCACCCUAUCCCCUGAGGAGGAAGAAAGAGCUAAGGGACCUCACGAGAAAUAUGGCUACAACUCCUACCUCAGUGAGAAAAUUUCACUGGAUCGUUCCAUCCCAGAUUAUCGUCCAACCAAGUGCAAAGAGCUGAAAUACGCCAAGGACCUACCCCAGAUCUCCAUUAUCUUCAUCUUUGUGAAUGAGGCGCUGUCAGUUAUUCUGCGAUCAGUGCACAGCGCUGUGAAUCACACGCCGGCGCACCUCCUGAAGGAGAUUAUCCUUGUGGACGACAACAGCGAUGAAGAUGAACUGAAGGCGCCCCUGGAAGAGUAUGUCAAUAAACGAUACCCAGGACUUGUGAAGGUGGUACGCAACCAGAAGAGGGAAGGCCUUAUCCGAGCUCGUAUUGAAGGGUGGAAAGCUGCCACUGGCCAGAUCACUGGAUUCUUUGAUGCCCACGUGGAGUUCACUGCUGGCUGGGCUGAGCCAGUACUUUCGCGAAUUCAGGAGAAUCGGCGGAGGGUAAUUCUUCCCUCAAUAGACAACAUCAAGCAGGACAACUUUGAGGUUCAGCGUUACGAGAACUCUGCCCACGGGUACAGCUGGGAGCUGUGGUGCAUGUACAUCAGCCCGCCCAAGGACUGGUGGGAUGCUGGAGACCCCUCGCUGCCCAUCAGGACGCCAGCGAUGAUCGGUUGCUCCUUUGUUGUGCACAGGAAGUUCUUUGGAGAGAUAGGUCUUCUCGAUCCUGGGAUGGACGUGUACGGAGGAGAGAACAUAGAGCUGGGUAUCAAGGUGUGGCUGUGCGGUGGUAGCAUGGAGGUCCUACCGUGUUCGAGAGUGGCUCACAUCGAACGCAAGAAAAAGCCCUACAACAACAACAUUGGUUUCUACACCAAGCGCAACGCCCUGCGAGUUGCUGAGGUGUGGAUGGACGAUUACAAAUCCCACGUCUACAUUGCGUGGAACCUGCCACUGGAGAAUCCAGGUAUUGACAUUGGGGAUGUCUCUGAGAGAAAAGCAUUAAGGAAGAGCUUAAAGUGUAAAAAUUUCCAGUGGUAUCUGGACCAUGUUUAUCCAGAAAUGAGAAGAUACAACAACACCAUUGCUUAUGGCGAGCUUCGAAACAACAAGGCGAAAGACGUGUGUCUUGACCAGGGCCCCCAAGAGAACCACACAGCGAUACUGUAUCCAUGCCACGGCUGGGGACCUCAGCUUGCACGCUACACCAAGGAGGGGUUCCUUCAUCUCGGUGCCCUCGGGACCACGACUCUUCUACCCGAUACUCGCUGUCUGGUGGAUAACAUGAAAAGUCGUUUCCCUCAGCUCCUUGAUUGUGAAAAGGUCAAGAGCAGCCUCCAUAAGCGCUGGAAUUUCAUACAGAACGGUGCCAUCUUGAACAAGGGAACAGGACGCUGCUUGGAAGUGGAGAACAGAGGAAUGGCCGGCAUUGACCUGAUUCUUCGCAGCUGCACAGGACAAAGGUGGACGAUUAAAAAUUUCAUCAAGUAAAGGGAGGAAGAGUCAAAAGAGUUUCAGUUGAAACACAGCAGACUUGGACUGAUGAGACUGGACUCCUUUGGAAAGGAAGAAGUAUCAAAACAGAGCUUUAUUCAUGUUAUUAGGAGAGGACAUGGGGAAAAUGGGCAUUUGUGUCUUUUUAUUUUAUUGUAUAUUAGUCUCCCACAGCUGAUUCCGACUGAGUGAAAUUGGGUCAGAACUGCUAUUUUCUUCUAGCAAGCACUCUAAAAGGUAUCAGUUAUUUCUGCUGGAAUGACUGUAAUAAGCUCAUGCAGUCUUGUGAUUGUUUCACUGACAAGGAAUUGUUGCGUUCCCAGAUAAUUUUGCGUUCUUAUAAAGGGCCAGGUAGGUUUACACGGUGGUCAGGGUAACAAACCUUGGAUAUACCUGCCUGGCAAAAGUGAGAACACUUGUGUGUUUGUGCAAGGAAAGGAUCGCCAAGCCCCAAAUGAGUUGCAUUCAAAUGACUUGGUGUUCUACUAGGUCUUCUCUCUUUUCCCUCUCCCACCACUGCUUCCACCAGCCCCUUUCUUGACUCUUGAAGAGGCCUGCUUCAAAGCAAGGCUCUCAGAGAACCCCCUGUAGCUCCCAUGGGACUUUCCCACCCUCGGUCACAGACAUCAUUACACAAAAUCAUACAGAAUAAAAAUACUGAUCUUGUAUUGUCCCUUCCCUAACACAUGUGCUGCUUUUGGCCAAGCCAGUCCCAACAGCAUGUUUCCCUCUCCUGCAUGGAUUGUCCUGAACAGGUUCCCCUUGGAAAAAACCGUGGAUGUUUUCCCACAGGCUGCUGCCCUCUGGCUCAGGCUGUGGUUGACUGCCCAUUUUGGAAUCGAUCCGCCACACUCCUGCUGAGGAGGGCUAGCACGAUGCUUCCUGCCCCACUGGUGACCCGGCAGUUGGACAGCAAGAUGUUGCCCAUCUGGGAGCAUGGUGAGCUGCAGAUCUGCCUUGCUCUCCCAGCUGAGCAGCUGGCCUAGGAAUGGCCCUUUGGUGACCUACCUUUGUGCUUUUGUUGCUCUUUUCUUCUGAAAGUGAGGAUGGAUUUGUUAGUGUGUGGAACAUGCUGAGGAGAGGUAACACGAGAGAAAGUCCUGCUCAGGCUUCCCUCCCAUGGAGGCUAUAGGAUUUGUUUUCAAAGAAUCCUUGCUCUGAAAGAAGAAAAUAAUAAAUAGUCUCCUUGCCUUUGUAGUGAUGUAAUUCUCCUGCUGAGGCCUGAGCACACCUAUCUUGCCUGGUCAGUGUAUGGCUGUGGUCAAGGCCCACUCAAAGCAGUGUGUGUUUCCGCAGUCUUUCCUGAGUGAUGGAGAAGUAAGGGAAGGGAGAGAGAGGUAAAGAGACCAAUAAAUAGCAGCGUGGCAGAAAUUCUUGAUCUUGCAGUCCCUUGAGGCUUAAUAAUACAUCACCACAGUGGUGACAGUCUCACUUGCUUUUUCCGGCCCACGAGAAUCUUGGCUACCAAACCUCCCCAGCCAUCAUGGGAGACUGUUGGUUUGGGGUCCUGGUAUCUGGCUGACUGAGAAAGGGAAACGUGGUCAUGCAAGUCGGUGUUUUACAUGGAUGCUAGACUAGUCCACAGCAGGCUUUGUUCUCUGGAGAGGAGAAGCUAGCCCAUCUCCUGUCCUUCUCAUGGAAUAAUACUUUUUCUGGUUGCCCUCUGGCUAGGGUUCACUAAAAUAUGUUAAUAUAUGAGAUGUAUGUGUAAAUAUGUUUCCCAAAGACGGGAUGUGCACAGAGUUGUUUGCUGCAGAGCACUCAUGCCUGUCUUCCAUUUGCAUCAGGAUGAAGCUACCUUGAUGUUAAAUGAGUUUAAUUUUCAGUGCCAUGCAGCAGAUUUAUAACUGAUGUUUUAGUAAUUUAUUGAACAGAAGCAGAUUUAUUUCAUUGUUCCUUCUACGGCCAUGAGCAUCACAUAGGACUGAUUGUUCACUUAUGCUUGACAAGACUUCCUCAUCCAUUGGGGUGGUCUCAGAUUUUUUUUCUCUUGCCUUUCUUAAUGAAGUAAAACUUCUUAGUUGUCCUGAAUUGCAAAGUAGGGAGUCAAUGUAGAGUUUUGCUCUCUUACUCGCUGUUGCAUCAUCUCUUGUGUAAUAAAUUUUAGCACUUAAAAAAACCAACAUGAUCACAAUGUCUUUAGAUGCAUGAUGUAUUUCCCCUUGCAUAUGUUGCUGCCUUUUAAGAAAAGCAAUUUACUGAUGAAGUGGGCUCCAGGAAGAUGUAGGGGAUUUGUGACUUAACAGUUAAUGGUCCAAAUAGUAAAAUGCCCUGUAGUUGAGUAAUGAAUUUGCUGUCAAUCAUCAGUGGAGUCACAUACUGUUUAGUGCUGGGAAAAAAAAGCCCAAACGUUUUAGGAUAAACAACCAAGAAGCCCUUGGAUGCUGCCUUAGAUAUAAUUUAAGAUUCCAAGUUGAGCGCUACUCCUGCCAGUGCUCAGGGCUCCAACAGAUGGGUUUUGUCAGAUUUAAUUGUGAUGGUGUAAGGUGUUACUGCCCCCAGCCUUCCAUCUGGUUCAUCUGCUGGAGGUUUCUGUCCCAUCACAGUCAGCAGAGAUGAAUGUGCAGCUGCACCUCCACUACCGUAAUUCACGGUACACACUUCAGCCACCCGGAAAGAGGGAUUUGCUCUAUUUAACACGCUGGAUUGUCAGCUGAAGUCACUUAGGAAGGGCCACAUGGCUCUGCUAUGGCAUCCAUAGCCGCUGGCAGAAGUUGGGGUGGACUGCCUUGCCAGAGAGCAUCUUCACAUGCUCCAUGGGAUCAGUGUUGCCUGUCGGAGGUGACGUUUUACUUGCAUUUGUGAGCUUGCCUGCAGGUGGCGGGGGAGACACAUAUGAGCUGGUGACAGGAAUCCUAUUGGUGACGGGCUCUUUAAGUCUUUAAAAAAUGUGUAAGGUUCAGAGAGGCGUUCACAAUCCUUGAAGAAAGUAAAAGUCUGAGCACCUAAGUGGAAGGGGACAAUGGAAAUGAACAGUUUUGUUCCAGGACCCUCAGGUGGUGCAGAAACUCUUUUGAGGUGGUUUGUCCAUUCUCGCUGGCAUACAUAGAAGGCUUUAAAAUGACUGAAGAGAAGCAGUGCUAAUGAAAUCAGGAUUAAAAGCCAGAAUUUUAUCUGCCGUGUCCAUGUAACUGAAGUUCUGUUCUUACAUUAGACUGUGGCAUGCAGAGAUGAUUGCUGAGGCCAAGACUUGAGAGCCGUACCCUCCUAAGCCUUAGAAAUCUCUCUUAGGAAUCUGGAUCUAAAUGUUGCAUCUUGCGCUUAUCUCUAAAAAUAUGUUAAUUGCUUUAAAAAGUGGUAUCAAAGUGGUUCUUAUUAAAUAUAUGAUUUGA
This is a messenger RNA of Struthio camelus australis, 5224 nucleotides long. RefSeq names its product polypeptide N-acetylgalactosaminyltransferase 17 (gene GALNT17). Gene Ontology annotation, cellular component: Golgi apparatus. Lineage: Eukaryota; Metazoa; Chordata; Aves; Struthioniformes; Struthionidae. Gene Ontology annotation, molecular function: polypeptide N-acetylgalactosaminyltransferase activity. Gene Ontology annotation, biological process: protein O-linked glycosylation. The record is from RefSeq and is a predicted model, not a curated record.